Cylas formicarius (sweet potato weevil) is the source of this 1882-nucleotide messenger RNA. RefSeq names its product probable citrate synthase 1, mitochondrial (gene kdn). Gene Ontology annotation, biological process: carbohydrate metabolic process; citrate metabolic process; tricarboxylic acid cycle. Lineage: Eukaryota; Metazoa; Arthropoda; Insecta; Coleoptera; Brentidae. The transcript has 5 exons. Bases 100 to 1500 code for a protein of 466 amino acids. Gene Ontology annotation, cellular component: mitochondrial matrix. The record is from RefSeq and is a predicted model, not a curated record.
AUUGCGUUAGUGCAAUUCGUCGGCUGAGGAGGUGCGUUGCUGUACGGCAAACAGACGGUCUCAGUGGGGUGCAAAAAUUUAAAAUUUACAAGUAACGAAAUGGCGUUGUUUCGCAUAACUACCACAAGAUUCGCCGACACACAGAAGAUUGUUCCACAAGUGAGCGUCAUUCUGAGACAGCUGAGUGAUGCUUCUACCGAUCUCAAAGCCGUUCUGGCCGCCAAAAUUCCGAAGGAACAAGAACGCAUCGUGAGCUUCCGCAAGAAGCACGGCAACACCAAAGUCGGGGAAGUUACCGUCGACAUGAUGUACGGCGGUAUGAGAGGUAUCAAAGGCCUGGUCUGCGAAACUUCAGUGUUAGAUCCGGAUGAGGGUAUCAGAUUCCGCGGCCUAUCCAUCCCCGAGUGUCAGAAGGUCCUUCCCAAAGCUCCCGGCGGUAACGAGCCCUUGCCCGAAGGUCUUUUCUGGUUGCUCAUAACCGGCGACGUACCUACCGAGGCCCAGGUGAAAGCCAUCUCCAAGGAGUGGGCCAACAGGGCCGAACUUCCUGCCCAUGUGGUAACCCUCCUCAACAAUUUGCCGGCGACCGUGCACCCCAUGUCUCAACUCUCUGCCGCGAUGACCGUCCUCAACAGCGAAAGCAAAUUCGCGAAAGCCUAUGCCAGCGGCGUCCACAAGUCCAAGUAUUGGGAAUACGUCUAUGAAGACACGAUGGACUUGAUCGCCAAAGUACCGGUCGUCGCAGCAACUAUCUACCGUAACACUUUUAAAGAUGGAUCUGGUAUUGGCGCGAUCGACACGACGAAAGAUUGGAGCUACAACUUCGCACAUAUGCUCGGCUAUGACAACCCCGAAUUCAUCGAACUAAUGAGGCUGUACUUGACGAUUCACAGCGACCACGAAGGCGGCAACGUGUCGGCGCAUACCGUCCACCUCGUCGGAUCCGCCCUCAGCGAUCCCUAUCUCUCUUUCGCCGCCGGCAUGAACGGUCUAGCGGGUCCCCUCCACGGCCUAGCCAACCAAGAAGUACUCAUUUGGCUUAUGAAGCUACGUCAGCAGAUCGGCGACAAGUAUAAUGAGCAACAGUUGAAGGAUUUCAUCUGGAAAACGCUCAAAUCUGGUCAGGUGGUGCCCGGAUUCGGGCACGCGGUCUUAAGGAAAACCGAUCCCCGAUACACGUGCCAGAGGGAGUUCGCCCAGAAGCAUUUGCCGGAAGAUCCGCUGUUUAAGCUCGUAUCGGACAUUUACAAAGUGGUGCCUCCAAUCUUGCUCGAACUCGGCAAGGUAAAGAACCCGUGGCCCAAUGUGGACGCCCAUUCGGGCGUUCUUUUACAGUAUUACGGACUGAAAGAGAUGAACUACUACACCGUUCUGUUUGGAGUUUCGAGGGCGCUGGGAGUGUUGGCGUCUCUCGUGUGGGAUCGCGCCCUCGGCCUGCCCAUCGAAAGGCCCAAGUCGAUGUCAACGGACGGCCUCAUAAAAGCGCUCAAAGCGAAUUAAGUAACAGUCAACCUAACCGCAAAUUUAACUGUAAAUUUAGAGCAGAGAUGAAAAGCAGUCGUCGAAGCCGAGUUUUGCAACGACUUCGUUCGGGUUUUUAUAAUGUGAUUGUCUGAGUGAUUUUAAGUUAUAGUACUUUCGGUGUUCGCGCUGCUCCUCAUAUAGAUACAAAAGUUCAAAGCGUCAGUUUGUCAGGGCAUCUCUCUGGACCUAUUUGUUUUUAUUUAUUUUAUUUAUAACGGGAAAAGCUUUUUCUUUCAGAUGUUCAUAAUAUAGGCUCGGAGGACUCAAGUAUUUAACGUUAUUGUACAGUUUUUUUUGUAUAGUUGUUGAGUAAUUGAAAAGUAAUAUCAAUAAAUAAGACAAUACUUAUUUAAAUUAA